GCUAACUUUGUAAGCAAUGCCAGGCACCUUGUUACCCUAUACGAGGACUUGAUGACUGAAAAGAACACAACAACGUUAUAAUGGCGGUAAAGAAACCAGCUUCUCCUCUCUGUCUCCCGUUCAUCACUUGUAUAAUCGUUAUCAUCAGUCACACUAACGGCCAGGAUUUCACAUUCCACGAAGCAACCAUCGAAGAUAUCCAAAAAGCCUUCGCCGAGAAUAGGCUCACAUCGAGACAGCUAGUGGAAUUCUAUUUGAGCCAAAUCGAAACCCUAAACAUCAUUCUUCGCAGUGUCGUAGAGGUCAACCCGGAGGCUCUAGAUCUAGCGGAUGAAGCUGAUCGCCGAAGAGAAAACGAUCUGGACCGUUCGUCUUUGGGUUUGCUGAAUGGCAUACCAGUACUGCUCAAGGACACUAUAGCCACUAAAGAUAAGCUGAACACGACGGCUGGGUCGUAUGCGCUGCUUGGAUCGGUGGUGAGUCGCGACGCCGGAGUGGUGGAGAGGCUGAGAGCUGCCGGAGCUAUCAUAUUAGGGAAAGCUAGUCUGUCAGAGUGGUACUCUUUCCGUGCUCUCGGUCACGUGCCGAAUGGCUGGUGUGCACGAGCUGGACAAGGCGUGAAUCCUUAUGUAGCAUCUGGGGACCCAUGUGGCUCAAGUAGUGGAUCAGCAAUUUCAGUAGCUUCAAACAUGGUUAGUGUGUCAAUUGGGAGCGAGACCCAUGGAUCAAUUCUCUGCCCAGCUGACCACAACUCCGUGGUAGGGUUCAAACCUACUGUUGGACUCACCAGCCGUGCUGGGGUCAUUCCUGUUUUGCCUCCCCAUGACACCGUUGGGACACUAAGCAGGACAGUUUCUGAUGCAGUUUAUGUACUUGAUGCUAUAGUGGGUUAUGAUCAAAGAGAUCAUGAAGCAACAAAAGAAGCUACUAAAUUCAUUCCUUUAGGUGGUUAUAAACAGUUUCUCAAACUAGAUGGGCUCAAUGGAAAGAUUCUUGGGGUCGUUAGGAAGCCAUUUGUGGACCCCAUAAAAAAUCCUUCACUGUCUGAAGCUUUUGAAAGUCAUUUGAACAUAUUAAGACAAGGGGGUGCAACUAUUGUGGACAAUCUUGAAAUAGAGAACAUAAAAACAGUGAUGAAUCCUGGUAAAAGUGGGGAGCUCACAUCAAUGUUGGCCGAGUUCAAGCUCGCCAUUAAUGACUAUUUAAAAGAACUUGUUGUUUCCCCAGUAAGGUCGCUUGCUGACAUUAUUGCCUUUAAUGAAGAACACCCUGAUUUGGAGAAGAUCAAAGAAUACGGUCAAGCCACUUUUAUUAAAUCAGAAAAGACAAAUGGAAUUGGUGACAAGGAAAUGAAGGCAGCUGAGUUGAUGAAAAAUCUCUCACGUGAUGGGUUUGAGAAACUAAUGAUAGAAAAUGAAUUGGAUGCUCUGGUAACACCUGGUACUGGAGCUAUUUCUGUAUUGGCCUUAGGUGGUUAUCCUGGAAUUACGGUACCAGCUGGUUACGAUGACAAAGGCAUGCCUUUUGGUCUCUGUUUUGGAGGGUUGAAAGGAACUGAAAGAAAGCUAAUUCAGGCUGCUUAUGCUUUUGAACAGGCGACAUUGAUCCGGAGGCCUCCAUUUCCCAGAUCAAAUCCGUUACCAUUAAUAGAAAAUGAAGGUCUUUUUAAAAGUUGGUAGUAGUGAUUGUUACCCUAUAUUUUUUUUUAUUAUUAAAAAAAAACUACUCAUUCAAAUUUUAAUAUUUCAAAAGACUUGUCUUUUUG
Cannabis sativa is the source of this 1765-nucleotide messenger RNA. RefSeq names its product probable amidase At4g34880. Bases 81 to 1679 code for a protein of 532 amino acids. Lineage: Eukaryota; Viridiplantae; Streptophyta; Magnoliopsida; Rosales; Cannabaceae. The transcript is spliced from 5 exons. The record is from RefSeq and is a predicted model, not a curated record.